AUGAUAGAAUCAUUAAGUCAUGAUUCGGAUAUCUUUGAUGAUGAAGUGGGACAUUCUAUUUCUGCUUAUAAUCUAAAAGCUCAUUUUAAAGAUGAUAUUAGAAUGAGAAUUUAAGAUAAAUAAUUAAAUGAAUCAGAUGUUCAAGACUUAAAUCAAAAAAUGAACCAAUUAUCACUAAAUAAAUGCAAUUUUAAAAAAGAAAUUAGAAGACAUAGGAAACAAGAGUAAAAAUAAUAAUAACAUCACCACAUUGAUAAAUAACCUUAAAAUGAUUAAAAUUAGUUUUAAAAGGCUCUUUAACAAAGGUAAUAGGAUAUCUAAAUCUAAUGUGUUGAUUAAAUGACAUUAAUUGAUACAGUUCCAAAAAUCAAUUUCAUCAGAGAAAUGAAAGAGUCCAUUAAUUAAGAUGCAACUUUAGAUUUGAGGUAGAAUUAGAAAACUCAUAAUCAUAGAGCUUUUGAUAGAAACAAACUGCAAGAUGAUUUUACUCCUUCUCCAAUCAAUAGACUCUCAGCCAAAAAUUAAUCAAAACACUCGUAAAGAUCUCCUGAUCCUCAUGACUCUAAUUUAGAUUUGUCUUUCAAUUAUACAAUGCAAAUUGCAUCAUAAAGUUCAAUUUAAUGUUAAGAUAAUCAUAAAGGAAAACAUUAUACAAAAUCAACUAUUAAAUUGAAACAUAAUCAUUAAAAAUUAAAAUUAAAAAAGCAAUAAUAACUUCAAUCUUAGAGAUCUUCCUAGUUGUCUAUACAAUAAUAUGAUUAAAAUGUUUUAAGAGGAAGAUCCUUAAGUUCUGUUUCCACUCCUAAAAGCAUAUUGAAAAACCCAUCAUAUCAGAACUCAGUUUUAGAUAUUGUAAACAAAAUUAAACUUUAAGGAAGACAAUGCUUUUCUAGUUUAAAUCUCAUAGAUUCAAAUCCAACAAAAAUACAAUUAAAUAUAUAAUAUUCUGCAAAAAGAGUAUAAUUCUGUUUAACAAAAUAAUAAGCAAGAAGAGAAAAUAUUUUUAGUUGA
Molecule: messenger RNA, 1011 nt
Organism: Paramecium sonneborni
Lineage: Eukaryota; Ciliophora; Oligohymenophorea; Peniculida; Parameciidae
Source: the annotation of a GenBank genome assembly